CCCUCCCCUCCCUCUUUCGAUUGUGUGGAGGUCCCGGAUUUCCCAGCACAAAAAAAAGCCCGACUGUGCCGCGAUCCCGGUGCAGGCCGAGGGUGCCGCCGCCGCCACUGCCACCGCCACCGCCGCGGCCAACCCCCCACCGCCACCCACCGUGGGCUGCGCCACUCCUCGGACCACCAUGAGCGGCGCCAGGAACAACCGGGUGAUGAUGGAGGGAGUCGGGGCCCGAGUGGUGCGGGGCCCUGACUGGAAGUGGGGCAAGCAGGACGGGGGAGAGGGGCAUGUGGGCACCGUCAGAAGCUUCGAGAGCGCCGAGGAGGUGGUGGUGGUCUGGGAUAACGGCACCGCCGCCAACUACCGCUGCUCCGGGGCCUACGACCUGCGCAUUUUGGACAGCGCACCGACAGGAAUCAAGCAUGAUGGAACAAUGUGCGAUACAUGCCGUCAGCAGCCAAUUAUUGGAAUUCGUUGGAAGUGUGCAGAGUGUACCAAUUAUGACCUUUGCACAGUUUGCUACCAUGGUGAUAAGCACCACCUGAGGCACAGAUUCUAUAGAAUCACUAUUCCUGGAAGCGAGAGAGUUUUGUUGGAGUCUAGACGGAAAUCAAAGAAGAUAACAGCAAGAGGCAUAUUUGCUGGAGCAAGGGUAGUACGUGGAGUGGAUUGGCAAUGGGAGGACCAAGAUGGGGGCAAUGGACGAAGAGGAAAGGUGACUGAAAUUCAAGAUUGGAGUGCUUCUAGUCCUCACAGUGCAGCCUACGUUUUGUGGGACAAUGGAGCAAAGAAUUUAUACAGAGUUGGGUUUGAAGGCAUGUCCGACUUGAAAUGUGUGCAAGAUGCAAAAGGAGGUUCCUUUUACAGAGAUCACUGUCCUGUGUUGGGUGAACAAAAUGGGAGCCGGAAUCCUGGUGGCCUGCAGAUUAGUGAUCUUGUCAAUAUUGAUCUGGAUUUAGAAAUUGUUCAGUCAUUACAGCAUGGGCACGGAGGUUGGACUGAUGGCAUGUUUGAGACAUUAACUACCACUGGCACAGUCUGUGGCAUUGAUGAAGACCAUGACAUUGUUGUUCAGUAUCCAAGUGGGAACAGAUGGACAUUCAAUCCUGCAGUUCUGACCAAGGCUAACAUGGUUAGAAGUGGAGAUGUGGCACAGGGAGCGGAAGGUGGAUCAUCACCAUUUAAUGUUGGCGAUCUGGUUCAAAUCUGUUAUGAUCUGGAACGAAUCAAACUUCUGCAGCGAGGUCAUGGAGAAUGGGCUGAAGCUAUGCUUCCUACUUUGGGGAAAGUUGGGCGUGUGCAGCAGAUUUACUCUGACAGUGAUCUGAAAGUAGAAGUAUGUGGGACAUCUUGGACGUACAACCCUGCUGCUGUUACUAAAGUAGCAUCGGCUGGAUCUGCUGUGAGCAAUGCUUCCGGUGAGCGUUUGUCGCAACUAUUGAAAAAACUAUUUGAAACACAAGAAUCGGGAGACGUCAAUGAAGAACUUGUUAAAGCUGCAGCCAAUGGUGAUGUUGCAAAAGUGGAAGAAAUAAUGGCACGGCCAGAUGUUGAUGUGAAUGGUCAGUGUGCGGGACACACUGCAAUGCAGGCAGCUAGCCAGAAUGGACAUGUGGAUGUUCUGAAGCUUCUCCUCAAACACAGUGUUGACUUGGAAAUUGAGGAUAAAGAUGGGGACCGAGCUGUUCACCACGCAUCAUUUGGGGAUGAAGGAGCAGUUAUUGAUGUUUUACACAGAGGAGGAGCCGAUCUAAAUGCUCGGAAUAAACGGAGACAGACUCCAUUGCACAUUGCUGUAAAUAAAGGUCAUUUGCAAGUUGUCAAGACUUUACUAGAUCUUGGAUGCCACCCAAGCCUCCAGGACUCUGAAGGUGACACACCUCUUCAUGAUGCAAUAAGCAAAAAACGGGAUGAUAUGCUCUCUGUGCUGAUUGAAUCAGGUGCAGAUGUAACAAUCACCAACAAUAAUGGUUUCAAUGCUCUCCAUCAUGCUGCACUGCGAGGAAACCCCAGUGCCAUGCGUGUGUUACUUUCCAAACUUCCAAGGCCUUGGAUUGUGGAUGAGAAAAAGGAUGAUGGAUAUACUGCUUUACAUUUAGCAGCUCUGAACAAUCACGUUGAAGUGGCAGAAUUAUUAGUGCACCAGGGCAGUGCUAACCUGGAUAUCCAGAAUGUUAACCAGCAAACAGCAUUACAUUUAGCUGUUGAGCGGCAGCAUACUCAAAUUGUUCGGCUAUUGGUUCGUGCUGGUGCAAAAUUGGAUAUCCAAGAUAAAGAUGGUGAUACACCUCUUCAUGAAGCUCUACGCCAUCACACUUUGUGUCAGCUCCGUCAACUACAGGAUAUGCAGGAUGUGGGAAAAGUAGACAGUGGCUGGGAACCUUCCAAGAACACAUUGCUUAUGGGCCUUGGGACACAGGGAGCAGAUAAAAAGAGUGCGGCUUCUAUCGCUUGCUUCCUAGCUGCAAAUGGAGCCGAUCUUGCUAUUCGAAAUAAAAAAGGACAGUCACCACUUGACCUUUGCCCAGAUCCAAACCUCUGUAAAGUCCUGGCAAAAUGUCACAAAGAGAAAGUCAGUGGGCAUGUGGGAUCACGUAGUCCUUCCAUGAUUAACAAUGACACAGAGACUUUGGAAGAGUGCAUGGUUUGUUCAGAUAUGAAGCGUGAUACUUUAUUUGGACCCUGUGGACACAUUGCUACUUGCUCCCUUUGCUCACCACGUGUUAAAAAAUGCCUUAUCUGUAAAGACCAAGUUCAGUCUCGAACAAAGAUUGAGGAAUGUGUGGUAUGUUCUGAUAAGAAGGCAGCAGUGCUUUUCCAGCCUUGUGGUCACAUGUGCGCCUGUGAGAAUUGUGCAAGCCUCAUGAAAAAGUGUGUGCAAUGCCGGGCUGUUGUGGAACGUAGAGUGCCUUUUAUCAUGUGUUGUGGUGGGAAAGGUACGGAAGAUUCCAAUGAUGAUCUUAGUAGUGGAAAUAUUACACCUCUGCAGCGAGACAAGGACAAUACCAAUGUCAAUGCUGAUGUGCAGAAGCUCCAACAACAGUUACAAGAUAUUAAGGAGCAGACUAUGUGUCCUGUUUGCCUGGAUCGUUUGAAGAACAUGAUUUUCCUCUGUGGACAUGGAACAUGUCAGCUUUGUGGUGAUCGAAUGAGUGAAUGCCCUAUCUGUCGCAAAGCUAUAGAACGCAGGAUUUUACUGUAUUGAACAAAGAGUAUUGUCCGAGUACAAAACAGAGCACUGCACCUGUAUCAUAGUCCCAAAUAAAUUAUUUUUGGUAGUCCUUUUGUUUGUGGUAUGAUAGUUGAACCAUGAAUAGAGCAUUUUCUGUCAUAAAGUUAAGUAUGGGAAAUCAAAAAUGUAUAUGCAUAGUUCUUUACAAGCAGUCAUCUAAACACAUUGUUGAUGAGGUUUGUCUUGUUAGUAUCAGCUCUAAAUCCAGCUCCCAAUGUAUCCAAUGGAAUUCCUCCAGUUGAUAAAAAGGCUCUUUUGGCUACAAUAGGAAAAUAGCCAUUUUUUUUUCUGAGUGAGUACACAGAACAAAAUAUACCUGCUGAGUGCUUAACACAUUUUCUUAAUAUUAUGUACAUCAAUAACUAGUUCUUAAAAUUUAACAACUUCAACACAGAAAAUUCUUACAUUUAUUUAGGUUUUUUGCAUAUUUCUGUUGCAGAGACACUUAACUCACCUGUGACUAAUUUUCUAGAAAUAAAAAUAAACGGCAAUGGUUUAUCAUCUACAUUGUUCAGUAACCCAACUAAACAAAAACCAAACACUUAAAUAAACUGUAAAGCUUUAAAAAAAAAUGAUAUCCAGCUAAUCUGGUAUCUGGCAUACAGGUGUUAAAGUGUGCUGUUUUCACCUGAAUACCUCGGAAAUUAAUCGGGUGCUAUCCUGUGUAGAAUUGGGAACUUUAAGUAGUUAAAAAGUACUUUGUAUAUGCUAUCUAAUUUUAAUACUGCAGUAUUCUCAUUCUUUUCUACAUAAAAAUAGCAAACAUUGUAAAAAUCGUUUGGUUCUCAAGUAAAAAGGAGUUGAAAACCUGCUAUUCAAUGAUACAGAGUUUAAAUAGUUGAGGCCUUGUGCUGACAGGCCAUAGCUUAAAGUCUGUAAGCCAAUUGAAAAUCUAAGUUGUAUUGUUAAUUCAAGGAGGAAAGUGAUACUAUAUUUUUGCAUGUUUGGAUGUUUCCGUGUACACUAGUUCAAAUUCUAAUCAUGAUCAUUCUUGAGCCAUGUUUGCAGGCUUCAGCCGCAUAAAGGUGUGUGAAACCAGAUUUUCUUUGAUCAAGUGCCUCAUCUGUGCUUGGCAGCACUUCCCAACCUGGCAAAAUUUGGAAUUAUAAGUUGUCUAAAUCGCAGCAAUCAAUGGUGUAAUGCAUUCAUACACCAAUAUUACUGGAAAACUCAAAUAUUGGUGAUCUUUACCUACAAGCUAUUUGCGGUUAGUUCACUGUUGAUUCAUGAUUUAUAGAGGAGCAAUUUUUGAAUGAACCUAUUAUAUGACAUUUAGUUUAGUAUGGUUUUUUUGAUGUCCAUACACUUGUUAUCUUGUAAGUUAUGCAUUUUCUUAAUGCCAUUUAAAAAAUGUUGAUUCCAAAUCAACAGGAUUUGCAUCCUUCUCCAAUGCAAAACUGCAUCAGCCAUCGAUUGUCUUAAAUGAACAAUUAUAUUUUGCAAACAGAAGCUGCCUAUUAUCUAUUAUCUCCCUAUUAUCAUCUCCUUUUUGCUGAAAUUGAAUAUUACAUCCUGGAGAUACAACAUAAUAAGCUUCUAAACUUCAUUAUAUGGAACAAAUUUGAAUGUUCCAUUUCCAGAUUAGACUUGAAUUAAAAUGGCUACUAUCAUGGUAAGUUGAGGAAUCUUGAUCAAGAACAUGUUUUGAAACACCAUUGAAAUUAUUUAGUUACAUUAGCUGACAGUUUAAAUAUCAAAUUGCUAAAUAUUUUCUACUUUGAAGUGUCUGGAGUAUUCAAAUUUCCAUAAUUAGUUUCUAAUAAAUUGUGAGAUUGGCACAUGAAUAACAUUAAUUCAACAAGAUCCUUGGCUUCAGCUAUACAUUACAGUAAUUUUAAAUCAUAAUUGGAUACAGAGCAGCAGAUUGAAUAGUUUGUGUUCUUAUUUCAAAAGUAGAAGGGGAAACCUUUUUCAAUAUCUGGUUAUCUCUCUCUUGUGUUUUAUUUUUGGACUACUUUGUGACCUAGGAAUUUAGCAGCCUGCAUGGUAAUCAUGUUUCUUUUCCAUAAUUUUACAAUAAAGUUUAUUUGUUUAGAUUGUGCUUCAAAGCAACCUCUUAAUUGUUUUUCAGAAUGGUUUCGUAGUUUUAGUUAUUUGAGUUGGUUUAAUUGUAAACAUAUUUUGAGUUUAAAAUGUUGGAAAAUGUGGAAAUAAGAUUUGCACAGGAACUGUUAAAUUGUAUUUCAUAAUUAAUAAUUCUGAAUGUCAGUUCUAAACUCUUAGCUUUGCUUGGUAGCCUAAAGAUCAGGAAGUCUCAGUCGUCUCUAAUUGUCUCUUACAGACUGUGAGUGUUUCUUUUUUACUGAUUAAGGUCUGCAUCUGUUGUCAUUGGAAGUUUGGCAACAUUUCAACCAUUAUUCACAUUAUCUAAAUAAAUACUUGGAAGUUUUUAAGUGAUCAAAAUAGCCCAUCAUUACUGACACUAGAUUUGAUUUGUACGCCUAAAUUGAUCUGCAGUGACAGGCAUUGGGGUUGAUAAGGAGGGGUAGGGAAGGAGGAAGAUUGUGAAGGGUUUUAAUCAAGGAGAACAUUUCAGAAAAAUCAUAAUUUGUAGCCUUGCCAUCUACAAUAGGAUUCUGUUAAAUGAAUGUUCAGGAUGGAGUGAGAUGCAUUUCACAACUGUAAAAAAAUUAUUAAAUUUGCUUCAGUGCAAUGUUUGCUGUACUAGUUGCAACUGCAGCUUUGCUUUGCCUCAUAGGCGAUUCAAUAGCAGGAAACACACUAUAGAAUAAGAUUAGCAGCUUUGUAAUAGUUUAGAAUUUUGCUUAGAAUUGAUGUAGUAUUUUUCCUUUAGUUGUUUUAUCGUUGGUAUUUUACACGUGAAUAUCUACUUAACAUCAAUUUUGCAAUAUAAUGAAAUUGUGUAAAGUUGGUAAGUUUCUUUUGUUAAUUUGCUAGCUAUUCACUGUGCUGUUGUCGUAUGUAUAGUUACUUAUGAAGAUUUUGUAAUGUUCAUGCCAAUUGCCUGAAAAUACUUGUUUGGCCUAAUCACUUUAUAUUUAAGCAUUCAAAUGCUAAUCACAAAUGGAUAAAUGGACAUUUUGAGUAUAAUUUCUAUCCUUUUAUGUACAACCUUGUUUGUCUCUGUCUUGAAAGGACAUUUCUCUCCUUACAAAGCAGAGUUGUAUAAAAUCAUUUUCCUUGUGUCUUGUUUCUUACAAUUUUAGCAUGGCGGGGUAGGAGUGGGAAUUAAAGAACUUCCCCUUUUAAAUGGGGUGAAUUCUGACCAAACUGUUUGCUCAUUGUUUUUGCAAUGCUGUUUAGUGUCUGAAUGAAGCAGUUCUGUGCUUUGUUAAUGAAAAUUGCACAACCAGGUCAAAGCUUUAGAAAUAAAAACUCAUUUAUAUUC
This is a messenger RNA of Amblyraja radiata (thorny skate), 6575 nucleotides long. RefSeq names its product MIB E3 ubiquitin protein ligase 1 (gene mib1). Gene Ontology annotation, cellular component: cytoplasm. The transcript has 21 exons. The record is from RefSeq and is a predicted model, not a curated record. Gene Ontology annotation, molecular function: zinc ion binding; protein binding; ubiquitin-protein transferase activity. Gene Ontology annotation, biological process: endocytosis; protein ubiquitination; Notch signaling pathway. NCBI's taxonomy places the organism in Eukaryota, Metazoa, Chordata, Chondrichthyes, Rajiformes, Rajidae. The coding region runs from base 179 to 3199 and encodes 1006 amino acids.